Messenger RNA from Pieris macdunnoughi, 201 nucleotides. Lineage: Eukaryota; Metazoa; Arthropoda; Insecta; Lepidoptera; Pieridae. The record is from the annotation of a GenBank genome assembly.
AUGCAUGCCGUCAGGUCAAGAAAAAGCAAUCAGGAAGAUUUAGGUCAAGACGUUCUAGCCAUGGCUGAUAUAGAAUUUGAACGGUUUGUGGAACCACUACGAGAGAACUUAGAUCAGUAUAAAUUAGCCGUUUCUGCAAAGAAAUCUGCCGGCAAGAAGAAAGAAGACGAAGAUAUAGGGAUGGUAGAAGAGGAAGGUUAA